GUGCUAUACCAUAGUCAUCUAGACGGAGCUUAUCACCCCCUCGAAUCGAGGACACUGAUCAGAAGAACGUCCAGCUGUCGAUAAGGGCACGUCGUGUAGCCCUUUGUUGGGGGGAGCUGCUAGAAAACAGAGAAAAGAAGUAGAUAGCGCACAAGGUUGUCGAGGCUUAGAGGGAUUGGUAAGUUACCUGCCACCGUUAGCAUAGACAUCAGCUUAACAUCUAUGCGUGCUCAACCGCAGCCUGCGAACGGCAGCUCGUACACGCGUCCGCUUCACUCGACGUUGCGAAACGGCCGCCGUGUCAGCAGCAUCGGGAAUCAUGUCGUCACCAAAAAGAAGGAAACCACGAGCACAGGAACUACCUCAAGCAUUGUGGGCGAUAAUCAUUCGAAGGCUGAGAAUACCAACAAUGAGGUCUGUGUUGAGUGUCGAAAACGGUAUGAGGCGACAACGGACGCAAUAGAGUUGUAUAGACAAAUAUUUGUGCGGGCUAAAGAUGCCUUCUUACAGGAUGUGGUACAUCAUCAUAGCGAUGAUGAGCUAUGGGUGCGCCUUUGUAGAGCCCUGGGGGAGAGUCCCAACAUUGAGGAAAUGCAUGACUAA
Phytomonas sp. EM1 is the source of this 603-nucleotide messenger RNA. NCBI's taxonomy places the organism in Eukaryota, Euglenozoa, Kinetoplastea, Trypanosomatida, Trypanosomatidae. The record is from the annotation of a GenBank genome assembly.